AAAUUAUUAAUAAAAAAAUUAUUAAAUAAAAAAGAGAGAAAGCAAGAAAAAAGAAAGAAAAUUUAUAUUGCGCAAAAAGAAAUGAAGUUAGAUCAAAUUAUCAGUUAUUAUAUUACUCCUGUCAGAAGAUUCGAUAAGAACUUGACUGCUGAAUAAAUUUAUGAAUAGUAUCAAUAAGCUGCUCAAUUCAACGAAAUUGACGCUUUCACAAAUAUUCGUUUCCACAGAAAGUUCAAGGAAUAUAUUCAAACUUAAGAAUAAUCUGACUACCUUUAUGAAAAAGCUAAGCAAAUUUCUACUCUUGCAUAGAAGAUGUUCGAAAAGAAAUUCCCUGAAUACUACACUUAGUGA
Tetrahymena thermophila SB210 is the source of this 351-nucleotide messenger RNA. RefSeq lists its product as hypothetical. Lineage: Eukaryota; Ciliophora; Oligohymenophorea; Hymenostomatida; Tetrahymenidae. The transcript has a single exon. The record is from RefSeq and is a predicted model, not a curated record.